AUGCUCCAGUCGUUCGUCCAGAAGGCGUCAUCGCUGAUCGAUCCAGCCAAUUUCAACAUCCCCGCGCUCUCUUCUUCCGACAACAAUCCCUCUAAAGCAUCACUGUUCCGCCAACAAUUCCGCCUCCCGGACUCGCAGAACCCGCUGCAGGAGAUCACUGCGGACCUUGUUCUCCCGCUUCCCCAUUCAUCCAGCGGCUCACCGAGCGAUGGCUCUCGCCGCAUCGACCACGCAGGGAACCGCUACAACGGCCGUCUGCACAUAAGCGAACGAUUCAUCUGCUUCUCUACCCAGCCGACUAGCUUCGUUCCCUCUGCUACACAUAGCGCUUCGACCAAUUGGACAGGCCAGACACAUGGGACCGGUCCCUCAGGCAAUGGCUUCACGCUGCCACUUUCUUGCAUCCGUCGUGUGGAACGUUUACACAGCGCUAGCCAUGUCUUCUCUUUGGCCCUGACUACCUGGAACGGCUUGUUGAUCAAGUCACAAGAGUUGAGCCCGGCACCCCAAAGACUCAUCCUCCAACUUGUUGGCAGUCGACAGGCCUGUGAGCGCUUCUGUGAUUGUCUCAAGAAGGGCCUGCGUGAAGCGAUGAAGGAAGUGGAGAGCUUGCGCCUUGUUGUCUCGGACUGUUACUCGGAAUACCUUCUGUCGAACACCAAGUCAAAGCCUGUGGAGGGAACCGAAUCAGAUGCUCGUCAGCCACCUGAUGCCGGGUUGGGUAUGAUUUUCCGCUAUCCCGGUGAUGCUCGCAAGCUCCGUGAUCGCAGUAAGAUGAGGCUUUGGGGUGAAUAUUUUAGAGAGAAUGGCCGCAAUGCAACCCUCGUGCGCCAGCCGACCUUCCACAAGCUGAUCAGAGUCGGCCUACCGAAUCGAUUGCGCGGUGAGAUCUGGGAGCUGACAGCUGGGUCACUCUUCCUUCGCCUUAGGUCUCCUAAACUGUACCAGGAGACGUUGGCGAAAUUUCAAGGCCAAGAGUCUCUUGCCAUUGAUGAGAUCGAGAAGGACCUCAACCGCAGUUUGCCUGAAUAUCCUGCAUACCAAAGUGAAGAGGGCAUCGGUCGACUGCGUCGAGUCCUAACAGCCUACAGUUGGACUAACGCCGAAAUUGGUUAUUGUCAGGCUAUGAACAUUGUCGUUGCAGCAUUGUUGAUAUACACAUCCGAAGCCCAGGCAUUUUUCCUUCUGUCCGUGCUAUGUGACCGUCUAGUGCCAGGCUACUACUCCACGACCAUGUACGGUACACUACUCGACCAGAAAGUCUUCGAGUCGUUGGUAGAGAAAACUAUGCCGGUGCUCUGGGAUCACCUUGCCAAAUCCGAUGUACAGCUCUCCGUGGUCUCCUUGCCAUGGUUCCUCUCCCUUUAUAUCAAUUCGAUGCCCCUCGUCUUUGCUUUCCGAGUCCUGGACGUCUUCUUUCUGGAAGGACCCAAGGUGCUUUUCCAAGUUGGCUUGGCUAUUCUUCGCAUCAACGGCGAAGAGCUUUUGGAUAUCCAGGAUGAUGGAUCAUUUAUCUCCAUUCUGAAAUCAUAUUUCGCUCGCCUAGAUGAAUCUGCACACCCUCGAUCCGAGAACCCGAAGCUGCGGGCCAUCACUAGGUUCCAAGAAUUGAUGGUGGUUGCUUUCAAAGAAUUUUCGGGUAUCACCCACAAUACAAUUACCGAGCAGCGUGAAAAGCACAAGGAUGCUGUUCUCGAGAAUAUCGAGAACUUUGCCAAACGCACCUCCAUUCGCAACCUUGGGCCAGAGAGCAAGCGUCUCAGUGUGGACGAUCUGGGAACAAUUUACGACCGCUUUUAUGAGACCCUGUACCAGUGGCAGAAACAUCAAAGAUCUCUUGAAGAGGAGAGAAAACUCCAGGCGAAGAAGAAAUCCGAGCGUCUCUCCGCGCUUGCGCACCCUGCAGACAAUCAAGUCGGCCGCGUGGGUCUUGGCCCAAGCCCAACUCACAUGGACUACGAAGCCUUCCGUGAAUUCCUCGCGGCUACUGCAAAGUGGGCUGUGGCUGACUCGCCCGCACCAUUGAGGAAAGAGUCAGAAGCAAGCUACCACAACCACAGCCUCAAGGGCAAUGGGAGAUCGUUGCUAUGGGCGAACCGCCCACAGCCGGCUGACCAUGAGUUCAUGCAGCGUCUGUACCGGAAAUGGGCUACUGACCCUGAGGAAGGGUUGAGUCUCCAGAAUGUGGUGAAUGGCAUGGCGCGUCUCAAGGGAUCACCCGACAUCAUGAACAACAUCAACUACUUCUUCGAUCUCUAUGAUGACAGUGGAACCGGACUUGUUGACCGUGAGGGAAUCCUUCGAAUGUCCGAGGGCCUGCUAUUCCUUUCUCGUCGCGGAUUCGAAGGGGUCAUCAACGUCACUCAACCCCUGGAGGAUUUGAACGGACCCCGGGACCGCGAGCAUGUCGAACAGAACAGGCUUUCCGCCGAAGAACGGUUCCUGGGUAGCGUCAGCGCCUUUAUUCGUCGGUGCUUCGAAUACGCCGACCCCAGCAACCCUGAAAAUCAAAAGGCCGCCAUUCAGAACGCCACCGCCGAAGCGACUGAAAAGCUGGACUCCUUUGCCAUCGGCGACGAGGAAGACGAAGAGGAAGAUCUGAUCGACGUGGGUGAAGAACCCAAACCCGACUCCUCCUCGCCCACACUCGAAACACCAUCCAAACCAGCGGUCGCCGCACGAACCAACCGCCAGGUCUCCGAGUCCGCCAAUCCAGCCCUCGACCCCAACAACCCACUCCACAUCACCCUCCCAACCUUCCGCAUGGUCGUCCUAGCCGAUGAACUCCUCGAACAAUUCUUUGAGUCCUUCUUUCCCCAGUCCUUCCACCUAUCCGACCACCCGCACCCAGCCUCUCUGGCCGCCUCCUCCCUCUCCUCAAACCUAACAACCUUCUCCAACAUCGGCAGCGCCCGCCCGUCAAACCUCACAGCCGCUGGAACCGUCUCCAUCGCAGGCGCAUCAGGCGGCAUCGUUCCGCCGGGCAAGGGUCUCCGCGGCGUCCUCGACAAUAUCGCCACAGAGGGAAUCCGCAUGGCCGCCGAAGUCAAGAAGAGGAUGGACGACGCGCAGCGUGAAAUGGAGCGCAAUGCUCUUGGCCGCGAGGAGGAGGAGGAGGAUGAGGAAGAAGAUGAUGAGGAUCUUCGUCGCGAUCUUCUUGAAGGCGCUGAGGUUGUGAAUGUUCGUGGAAAAGAUGGUGCUGCUUCUCCUGGUGCUGCGGGUCAGGCAGGUGGAAAUGGGGGCUCUGAUGGUGAGGUCGUCAGCAAGGUUGUUGAGUUCGAGUCAUGA
This is a messenger RNA of Penicillium lagena, 3288 nucleotides long. RefSeq names its product GTPase-activating protein. NCBI's taxonomy places the organism in Eukaryota, Fungi, Ascomycota, Eurotiomycetes, Eurotiales, Aspergillaceae. Bases 1 to 3288 code for a protein of 1095 amino acids. The transcript has 3 exons. The record is from RefSeq and is a predicted model, not a curated record.